AUGUCUGAGGAAGAAUCAAUUUUGAACAUUGUGGGAUUUGAAUUGAUAGUCGAAGGCCUAGCCGGUGUUGGAUGUGGCGUUGCCAGCAUUCUUGUACCCAUUUUCUCCAGCGCUUUUCGAUUUCAAUAUUAUCAAGGAAUUUGGGCAGGAGGCCUGAUUAUUCUCGUUGGUAUUUAUGCUCUAAUACUCUACUAUAAAGAUGAAUUUGAAAAGUUAUGGCUGUUUAUAAUCUUUAUCGUCCUUGCCAGCAUUUCUGCUUUUGCUGUUGCUGGCGCAUGUGGUCUAAGUGCAUACACUGCUUAUCUAUUUUGGCCCCAAGUGUUGCUUAGUAGGCCAGCACCAUUCGCUAUCAAUACUGGAAUAGCCCUAGUCUUCUUAAUCAGUUGUAUCGCUUGCAUAAGAGCUGCUAUUGCUGCAAGUCAGUUAAGAAAAGCUUAUGUUAUACAAAUCGCUCAGAGUGACAAGCAGCACAAAAUUAAUGAAAAAAAUGACUUAAUCUUCUUAGCCCAAUGGGAAAAAGAAAAGAAACAAGGUAUCAAUAAUAAUCCCCAAGAUCAACCAGCAGAGAUCAUUCGAGUCCAUCCGGCCAAAAAAGGAACAAAACCGACUCAAGUAGCGCCAGCUGAACCUCGACAAGAAAGAAUUAAAUUGCAAGUGGAUAUUGGAAACGUAGAAAAAGACCUAGAGGGCGAAAUCGAAGUUACUCCAGAGGUGGUGAAAGCUGAUUAA
Messenger RNA from Trichoplax adhaerens, 729 nucleotides. RefSeq lists its product as uncharacterized. The record is from RefSeq and is a predicted model, not a curated record. Lineage: Eukaryota; Metazoa; Placozoa; Uniplacotomia; Trichoplacea; Trichoplacidae. Bases 1 to 729 code for a protein of 242 amino acids. The transcript is spliced from 6 exons.